AUGGCGAAACUCACCACCGAUCAAUUGAGCGAGCCGGGGGCGCCGGAGCAGAUAAUUUACUACCACAUCAUACCGGAGUACCAGACGGAAGAGAGUAUGUACAAUGCGGUGAGGAGAUUUGGGAAAGUGAAAUACGACACCCUGCGGUUGCCGCACACGGUGGUGGCCCAGGAGGCUGACGGGUCGGUUAAGUUUGGCCACGGUGAAGGGUCGGCGUAUCUCUUCGACCCGGAUAUCUAUACAGAUGGGCGAAUUUCGGUUCAGGGGAUUGAUGGGGUUUUGUUCCCGGAGGAAGAGACCGUGAAGAAACCAAGCUCCGCCGUCAAGGUUGCCACCAAACCUCGGAGAGGUAAGUUGCUGGAAGUAGCGUGCAGAAUGCUGGGAGCAUUUGGACAGGUUUCGCAUUUUCAUUCAUGUCACUGAAUGAUGAAUGAACAUAUACAAGCAAAAUCUCAAAGAGGUAAAAAUGAAAAACAAGUAAAGAGAAUGUGAAGACCAAAGGUGAAAGCUCCUUUCUUCUUCCUUCUUCUUGAUCUUGUUCAGAAUUUAGAUGCCAUUCUCCUAGCUCGCUCAGGCUGAUGAUGUUCACCACCUGUGGUUGUUAGGAAGACCGUCUGAGAAAUACAACAGGGAGGGAGCAGUCGCUGGAGAAAGAGUUUGUUGUUAUUUGGACAUAAACACUGUAAUUAACACAUAAUUUUUUAAAAUUAUUUUGUGUAUGAUGUUGGUUUACUUUAAAAACACCUAUUUUUUCAUCUCCCAUUGUUCACUGCCGGUGAAUCAAUAAACAUGGAACUUUUUU
Messenger RNA from Rubroshorea leprosula, 802 nucleotides. Lineage: Eukaryota; Viridiplantae; Streptophyta; Magnoliopsida; Malvales; Dipterocarpaceae. The record is from the annotation of a GenBank genome assembly.